Molecule: messenger RNA, 390 nt
Organism: Saccharomyces eubayanus
Lineage: Eukaryota; Fungi; Ascomycota; Saccharomycetes; Saccharomycetales; Saccharomycetaceae
Gene: SEN15
Product: Sen15p
Exons: 1
Coding region: 1-390 (129 amino acids)
Biological process (GO): tRNA splicing, via endonucleolytic cleavage and ligation; tRNA-type intron splice site recognition and cleavage
Cellular component (GO): tRNA-intron endonuclease complex
Molecular function (GO): nucleic acid binding
Source: RefSeq, a predicted model, not a curated record
AUGGGUACGACAGAUAUCAUAUCCCUGGUAAAGAAUAAUUUGCUUUAUUUCCAAAUGUGGACAGAAGUGGAACUUUUGCAAGACGUUUUACCAUGGAAGGAAAAUACCUUAAGUUUACUCAAAGGACGUCCUCCACAUAAAUUAAGCAAUGAUACAGAAGACACAGUAGGUGAUCAUGGCAUGUCCCCAGUACAGCAGACAGAGUUUAUUUUGCCCAUCAAUAUGUCUCAGUACAAGGAAAACUUUCUUACGCUGGAGUGCUUGAGCCGAGUCUUUACACAAUUAUGCGAUUCAGCCACUGAGAGGAUACUUUUGGCCAUCAUUAACGAUGAUGGUACGAUUGUUUAUUACUUUGUUUAUAAAGGGAUACGAAAACCGAAAAGGAAUUGA